Molecule: messenger RNA, 1370 nt
Organism: Solanum dulcamara
Lineage: Eukaryota; Viridiplantae; Streptophyta; Magnoliopsida; Solanales; Solanaceae
Product: biotin--protein ligase 2-like
Exons: 9
Coding region: 85-1221 (378 amino acids)
Biological process (GO): protein modification process
Cellular component (GO): cytoplasm
Molecular function (GO): biotin--[biotin carboxyl-carrier protein] ligase activity
Source: RefSeq, a predicted model, not a curated record
UGAACUAAUUAACGAGCACACAGUACAGGCCUUGUUAACAGAAACAAAAUUUUCAGCAUUAAUUUCUCCGUCUUUGUGCAACUGAUGAUCUCUCAAUUCAAACACAUCUUUUUCACCGCCUUUCUUUCCCAUUCUCUUCGAAAAUUUCCCAAUUUCCCAUCAAUUCUCCCUCUUCCAUACCUCAAAGCUUUUUCACCAUCACACGUACUCGGAAGAAAAAUGGAAUCGGAAGCAUCUGCGCACACUCUUCUUCUACUCGCCGGAAAAUCCAAUGAGGAUAACGAUUUAGCAAAGGUAUUAAAGGAUAAUAAUACUCUUCAACUGCAUAAAAAUGGUGAAGAAGUUGAGGUUGUUCUGCAUCCCGACCUCGAAACGCCAUUUGAAGAUGACGCAUUUCGAAUUGAAGAAUACUUCAACUCCCUUUCGACUACGCGUUUUGGGAGACUCCUCAUUUACUCUCCCAAAUUAUCGUCAACUCAUGAUGUUAUUUCACAAAAUAACUCUGACUUACCAGUUGGUUCAGUGUGUGUUGCUGAUGUGCAACUGAAAGGGAGAGGCCGUUCGAGUAAUUUAUGGCAAUCACCAAAGGGUUGCCUUCUGUUUUCAUUUUCAAUACAAAUGGAGGACGGCAGAGUGGUACCACAUUUGCAGUAUGUAGUCUGUCUUGCUAUGACAGAGGCCAUUAAGGCUAUCUGUUUGGAAAAGGGCACACCACAUCUUGAUGUUCGAAUAAAGUGGCCAAAUGAUCUAUAUUUAGGUGGCCUUAAAGUGGGAGGCAUCCUAAGCACAUCGGUAUAUAGGUCAAAGAAGUUCUAUGUUAGUGCUGGAGUGGGAUUGAAUGUGGGGAAUGAGAAGCCUACUACAUGCUUGAAUGCUGCUUUGAAGAGAGUGAAUCCUCUCUCACGUGAAUUGAAAAGAGAAGAUAUCAUUGCAGCCUUUUUCAAUAAAUUUGAGAACCUUUAUGAUGUUUUCUUAGAACAAGGAUUUCAAGCUCUUGAAGAAUUGUACUAUCGGACUUGGUUACACAGUGGACAGAGGGUUAUUGUGCAGGAGAGAAGCAAUGAUCAGGACCAAUUCGUUGAAAAUGUAGUCACCAUUCAGGGUUUGGCAUCCUCUGGGUAUUUAUUAGGAAUCACAGAUGAUGGUCAAAUAUGUGAGCUACACCCAGAUGGCAACAGUUUUGACUUCUUCAAAGGGCUUAUCAAAAGAAAAAUGAGCUGAAGGAGAUUCAUGUCGGCGCCUUCUAGCGAAGGGUCUUUCCUCUUUUCUGUUCAGUUUUAGUUCACGUAUUCUCUUUUUAUUUGCUUAUUUCUGGCUGUAAUUCUGUUGCACAUAAAGUCUUUUCUCAAACUAUUGAAUUGAUUCCUUCA